This is a messenger RNA of Prorocentrum cordatum, 3708 nucleotides long. Lineage: Eukaryota; Dinophyceae; Prorocentrales; Prorocentraceae. The record is from the annotation of a GenBank genome assembly.
GUUCUGGGCGCCCGUCCUCGGCCGGCAGUGCAUGGAGAACGUGCUGCAGCUGGGGUAUUCGGCGCUCGGAGGACUCCUGGCCAACGUCGUGCACUCGCCUGCGUGUUUCUGCGACUGCACUCCCGUCCGUCCCGACGAGGGGGUGCUCGAGCUGCUGAGCCAGCAGCUCCAGCGGUGCGGCCCGGAGCGGCGGACCGCGUGCCUGGCGGCGCCCUCGUGCCCGCCAGCGGCUCCUUGCCCGGGCCUGGUCGGGCCCCUCGCGGCGGCGUUCCUCGCAGGGGCGCUGGCAGGGGGCCUCUUCCUCGCCCUGCUCGUGGUCGGCCGCCCGUGGCGGCUGGAGGCGCCGGCCUGGCCGGCCGCGUGGCCGGCCGCGCCGCCGGCGGGGCCCGCGCCGCCGGUGGCGGUGGAGGCGCCCCCCGCAGCGGGCGAGCAGGCUGGGGUUGAGCUCGCGCCGACGGCCCUGGCAGAGGAGGCCCGCGCCGCGCUCGCCGCGGCCAGGGCGAGGCAGCGCGGCGCCCUGACGCCAGACGGCGACCGCUACAUCGAGCAGAUCUCCUUCGCCAGCGUCGACCUGCUGGACAUCCGUGCGCUGGCUGGCCCGGGCGCGGCGCCCGCCGGGAUCGACCCCAAUCGGAUCUACCGAUUUCGGCGGGUGCCCGCCCCGGCGGAGAGGGCUCAGUACUUCGCGGACGGGGCCCUCCUCGCGUGGGUCGCGGCCGCGCCGGCCGCGCAGCCGGCGGCCGCCGUGGCGGGCGCCCCGCGCCUGGGCGCCGCUGCGGGCGCCUUCCAGCGGGUCUGGGUCGUGGCCGAGGAUGCGGCAGGCCUCCAGCGAGGCCAGGUGAUCGCGGACCUCGGCGACGCGCCCACGGUCGACGGAGACAUGGCCAUCGUGACGCUCCCUGCUGGCAAGGUGUUCGCUCGGCAGAUGGGCGAGGGCGAGGUCAGAGGCUACGCCAACGACGACCCGUGCGUCCUUCCUGCCGUGGACCUGCUCGACGACGCGCUCCCGCAGGGCGGACUCGGGCUCGAGGGUGCUGCCUCGGUCGGGCGGGUGCUGCGACGCUGGAGAGACGGCGGCAUCACUCCGCUCACUCACCACGACACGUGGGUUCGGGUCUCGCACGUGCCGACGGGGGACAGGUCAAUUCACGAACGCCACGUGCUGUGCGUGGCGCUGUUCGUCAUGGUGUGUGACGCGCGCAGCCUGCAGACGGGCGAGCUCGUCGCAAGGCGGAUCCAGCUCGUCGAGGGCGCGCGCAGGGCCAGCCCAUCGGCGCCCGACUACGGGGCGGCCGACCACUACAUGGGCUGGCCCUACAGGGCUGGAUGGGGCCACGGUGGCUCCGAGUCUCCACAGGCCACUGCGGUGCUCGGGCUGCGCGUGGCUACGCGCCCGGACGACGCCCAGCUUUUGACGGACGGCAGCGCGAACUUUUUCCUUUGCCGAUGGUCGAGGGAGCUCGUCGAUAUGCCGAUGCUAGGCUCGACGCCGCCGGCCCUCAUCGACGUGAUCGACCCUGUCGGACAGGAGAUGCUACGGGAUUGGAUGAACGCCAUGUUGCUAGACCAGGGCGAGCGGGGACGCGUGAUCGAGAGUUCACCGCCCAUCACCCCGUUCAUGGGCGUCGAGCUGCGCAAGGAUCCCGACCUCUAUCGGGGCUUCGUCGGGGACCUGCACGCCGCUGGGCUCCCCUCAUUCACCGCGGAGCCGAAGGACUGGGCGACCCCGUUCUUCGUUGGCAAGAAGUCUGGAAGGUUGAGGCUGGUGCUCGACGCUCGGGUGCCUAACAGGCGCUUCCGCAAGUGUCCCGCGCUGGCGAUGGGCUCAGGGGCCUCCUGGGGCAGGCUGGAGUUGGAGGGGCCGAGGAGGCCCCGACCCGACGAGACGUCCGAGACGAGGGGGGAGCUCUUCGUCGGCAGCCUUGACAUCAAGAGCUACUUUUACGCGCUCAAGAACCUUCCCGAGCUGAUGCCCUUCUCCUCUCUCCCGGCGGUCCCCGUGGGCUUUGCCAGGAGCGUCGGGGGGCCGUUGGUAGGGUCGCUCCCGCCGUCGGACGGACGGGCCUGGCCGAUGCUGAAGGUGGUGCCGAUGGGCUGGAGUUGUGCCUUCUACCUUGCCCAGCGUGUCGCGUCUUGGCGCGUGCAGGUCGCCAUCGGCAGGGGUCCCCCUGCGCUUCUCACCGACCGCGGCCCCGUCCCCGACAUCUCGGAGGGUGAGCCCGCGGUGCUCGCCUAUUGCGACAACGUCGGCGUCGGCUCGACCUCCCGUGAGAACGCCGACGCGCUGCGGGCCGAGAUCGAGGCGCAGCUGGUGGCCGACGGCUUCGAUGUGCCUGAGGUCGCCGCCGCCUCCACUUCGGCUGCCUUGCUCGGCAGGGAGAUCGACGGGGGCGCGGGGGCGGUGCAGCUACUGGGCGACGACGGGCUCGGCUGGAGGCCGCGCCCAGGUGGUUCCAGCGUCGCCCCAAGGUGUCUCCGCGACAGGUGGAGGUCACCAUCGGGCACUGCGUUCGACGCGGCCAUGCUGAACCCCUGCCUCAUGUCAGCGUUCCGUUGGUGCUACGAUUUCGUCGCCAGCCCCGUGGGCCAGCCUGGGAGGCUCUGGGCAGCAGCUGCCUGGGAGUUCUCGGUCUUUCGGAGGGCAAACAGGAUGACUCGAGCACCUCCGGAGAGCUCCGACCCGAUCGACAUGGCGUUCCUCGAGGCCAGCUCGAUCAGCAUGGCGACUCAGACGGACAACGACAGGAGGCUGAGCGAGUUCCAGACCUUCGUGACGACGAAGUCGCUCAGGUCGCGGCCGCCGAUGCCGUGGCCUCACCUGUGCCUGAUCGCGCUGCAGCUGGUGAUCCUGGGGUUCCCCCUGGAGGCGAUGUUUUGCCUGUUGAUGUUCGUUGGCUACCUGCGCCCAGGCGAGGCGAUGGCGAUCGCGGAGAUCUCCGUUGCUCCCCCGGCGGGCUCCAGCAAGUUCGCGGCCCUGAACAUGUUCCCGGAGGAGACCACGCAGCGGUCCAAGACGGGCCUGUGCGACCAUUCGCUCCUCCUGGACUCGCCCUCCGCCCUCAUGCUGGGGGGCCUCCUGCUGCUGCUGCGGGCGCGGACCCCGCCUGGCGACGUGAUCUUCCCGUUCAGCUACUCGACCGCCCGCAGCCGCUGGGUGAAGGCGGUCAGCGCGGCGGGGCUCGGCCAGUUCGACUACGUGAUGUACCAGCUCCGCCGCGGCGGCGCAUGCUGGGACACCCUCGACCGCCUCCGCAGCAGGAAGGGGGUCAAAGCCAGGGGGGGCUGGAUGUCAGAUGCCAGCCUGUCGCGGUACGAGAGCGCCGCGAGGGCCCAGCAGAUGGAGGGCGCGGUCUCGGCCGAGGUGCAGACGAGGGCGCAGCGCGCCGUCUCGCAGCUGCCUGCCGCGCUCCGCGGCGCGACCUUCGGCUUCACCGCGCUCGGCUACGACAUCAGCGGCGGCCCCCGCGGUGACCUUCUCCAGCCGCAAAUCGAUGCCGAGCUGGGGAGGUUACUGAAGUCGGGCCUCGUUGGUGUGCUGUGGCUCGGUCUAGACUGCAGCGCGUGGAGCCGCGCCCGCCGCGCCAACUUCGGCCCGCCGCCGCUGAGGGGCGACGGGCCCACCGAGAUCAUGGGUGUGAGCCUGGAGUCAAUUAGGUACGCGAGCGUGCAGUCCUAUGAGUUCGUCGAGUAUUUCGGCGGCAAGAUCGG